AGAGCAAGGUUGGAAACUUCAACAUUGAAGCGGUAAACUCCAAGAAACAGAUAACCAGCCAAGAGCAGCUAUGAAGUCCUGGAUUCUUUUGCUGCUGUGUAUAGCAUGUUGCACGGCAUUCCCUGCUGGGACCCUGACAGACACAGAAAAGAAUGAUGGGAAGUUUGCUGAGGAGUUCUUGAAAAAAUACUUCAGCCUUCAGACAGACGGGCUCCGCCUUGCAAAAAAGAAGGGCAGCAAUGCAUUUUCAGAGAAAAUCCGUGAAAUGCAAGACUUCUAUGGUUUGGAGGUCACUGGAACACUGGACGAAGAAACCUUAGAUGUGAUGCAACAACCUCGUUGUGGGAUUUCUGACGUGGGCAAUUUUAGAGCCUUCCCUGGAAACCCUGUGUGGAAGAAGAAAGACCUGACAUACAGAAUUCUGAACUAUACCCCAGAUAUGACCAGGGAGGAGGUGGAUCGGGCCAUUCAAAAGGCUUUCAAGGUCUGGAGUGAUGUUACCCCACUAACCUUCACAAGGGUCAAUGAUGGUGUCGCUGAUAUUGAGAUCUCAUUUGCAGCUCAAGUUCAUAAUGAUUUUUAUCCUUUUGAUGGCCCCUAUGGUACCCUGGCACAUGCAUUUGCCCCUGGAAAUAACAUUGGAGGGGAUGCACAUUUUGACGAAGACGAAGACUGGACAAGUGGAUCAGUUGGUUUCAACUUGUUCCUUGUGGCUGCUCAUGAGUUUGGUCAUUCACUUGGGCUCUUCCAUUCUAAUGACCCUAGUGCCCUUAUGUACCCAACCUACCAUUACGUCGAUCCCAGUACAUUCCAGCUUCCUCAGGAUGACGUCAAUGGAAUCCAGUCGCUAUAUGGAGCAAGGACAAAGCCUGCUGAACCAUCAACACCAAGCAACCCAACAAACUGCCCCCCAAACAUAACAUUUGAUGCUAUAACAACAUUGCGUGGGGAAAUUUUGUUCUUUAAACACAGAUCCUUCUGGCGUAAGAUCCCCAAUAAUUCAGAAAUUGAGCAUCAUGAGAUCAGGACAUUCUGGAGUUCUCUUCCCAGUGGAAUUCAGGCAGCCUAUGAAAAUCAGGAAAAGGACCAAGUGCUUCUCUUUAAAGGAACAAAAUACUGGGCUCUUAAAGGCUAUGACAUUGAGGAGGGAUUCCCAAAGAGCAUCUACCAACUUGGAUUUCCCCAGACUGUAAAGAAAAUUGAUGCAGCUGUACACGUUGAAGAAACGGGAAAAACAUACUUCUUUGUUAAUGAUCAGUAUUGGAGUUAUGAUGAAGAAAAAUUGCAAAUGGAUAAAGACUCUCCUCGGAGCAUCAUUAAUGGUUUCCCAGGUGUUCCAAACAAGGUGCAAGCAGUCUUCCAGUCAAAUGGAAUGCUCUAUUUCUUCAAUGGCAAUCGACAGUACGAAUUCAGCAUAACGAAGAAGAGAGUCUUGCGCCUGCUAAAGCACACCAGUUGGUUGAACUGCUAAUCCAGAGACACCAGCAGUGAUGCAAGCAAUCUAAUGAACAGCGUUCAAUAAGCACCUUAUGCUCUUUUUAACAUUUAAUUUAAUUUUUAAUUUAUAUAAACAUAAAUAUUUGUGUUGUUUUGUAUUAUUAUAAUAUGCAUUCUACAUUUUUUGGUAUUUAUGUUUUAUAUUAAGUCUAUUAAAUGUAUUCAUUUUUC
Xenopus laevis (African clawed frog) is the source of this 1668-nucleotide messenger RNA. It is a transcript of the gene mmp8.S, whose product is annotated as matrix metallopeptidase 8 S homeolog. Gene Ontology annotation, biological process: proteolysis; collagen catabolic process; extracellular matrix organization. The record is from RefSeq and is marked provisional. Gene Ontology annotation, cellular component: extracellular matrix. Gene Ontology annotation, molecular function: zinc ion binding; metalloendopeptidase activity; metallopeptidase activity. Lineage: Eukaryota; Metazoa; Chordata; Amphibia; Anura; Pipidae.